Messenger RNA from Heterostelium album PN500, 6480 nucleotides. RefSeq names its product RNA polymerase II largest subunit (gene rpb1). Gene Ontology annotation, cellular component: RNA polymerase II, core complex. The record is from RefSeq and is a predicted model, not a curated record. Gene Ontology annotation, biological process: transcription by RNA polymerase II. NCBI's taxonomy places the organism in Eukaryota, Evosea, Eumycetozoa, Acytosteliales, Acytosteliaceae. The transcript is spliced from 9 exons. Gene Ontology annotation, molecular function: DNA binding. The coding region runs from base 1 to 6480 and encodes 2159 amino acids.
AUGGCUUCGGUACAACAUUCUACUGCUGAAGUGAGAAAGGUAAAGAGAGUACAAUUCGGUAUUCUGAGUCCUGAAGAUAUUAGAGAUAUGUCUGUGGCAUUGGUUGAACACCCAGAAACCUAUGAAAAUGGAAAACCAAAAAUUGGAGGUUUAGUUGAUCCACACAUGGGUACCAUCGAUAAAACACAAAAGUGUGCAACCUGCUCUGGAACGAUGGCUGAAUGUCCCGGACAUUUCGGUCAUAUCGAGCUUGCCAAACCAGUAUUUCACAUUGGAUUUAUCAAUACAGUACUAAAGAUCCUAAAAUGCGUUUGUUACCAUUGUUCCAAACUAUUAGUAGAUACUGAUGAUAUACACUUUAGACAGGCAUUGAAAAUUAAAAACCCAAAAAGAAGAUUGAAUGCAGUUGUCGAUAUUUGUAAGAAUAAAAAAGUAUGUGCAGUUGCCAAGGGCAACCAGGAGGAUCAGGUAGAUGAUCUCUCAAAGACAGACGAAGAGUUGGAUAGAAAGCCAAAGGCAGAUGGUUGCGGUAAUGUGCUGCCAAAGAUCACAAAGGAGGAAUUAAAGUUUGUAGUCGAAUUUAAAGAUGUACAGGACGACACUGUCGAGAAGAAGUCGGUGUUGUCAGCAGAAAGAGUUCACAGUAUAUUAAAGAGAAUCCGUGAUGACGAUGCUCGUGCUAUGGGUUUGAAUCCCGAGUGGGCACGUCCCGAUUGGAUGGUGAUCACCGUGUUGCCGGUCCCACCACCACCAGUGCGUCCAUCGAUUAUGAUGGAUACUGCCUCGAGAGGUGAGGACGAUUUGACUCACAAGUUGGCCGAUAUUGUCAAGGCGAAUCGUGAGCUCAGAAAGCAAGAGAAGAACGGUGCACCAGCACACAUCAUCACAGAGGCAACUCAAUUCCUGCAGUUCCACGUUGCCACCUACGUCGACAAUGAGAUUCCAGGUUUGCCUCAGGCUCAACAACGUUCCGGUAGACCACUCAAGUCGAUCCGUCAGCGUUUAAAGGGAAAGGAAGGUCGUAUCAGAGGAAAUCUGAUGGGUAAGCGUGUUGACUUCUCAGCAAGAACAGUCAUUACUGCCGAUCCCAAUCUUUCUAUUGAUCAAGUCGGUGUGCCACGUUCGAUCGCACUCAAUUUGACCUACCCAGAAACGGUGACACCAUUCAAUAUCGACCGUAUGAGAGAGUUAAUUCGUAACGGUCCAAACGAGCAUCCCGGUGCCAAAUAUAUUAUUCGUGAAGACGGAACUCGUUUCGAUCUUCGUUUUGUAAAGAAGAUUACCGAUACUCAUUUGGAGUGUGGUUACAAGGUAGAGCGUCAUAUUCAAGACGGUGAUGUCGUCAUUUUCAAUCGUCAGCCAUCACUUCACAAAAUGUCUAUGAUGGGUCACAGAAUCAAGGUCAUGCCUUAUUCUACUUUCCGUCUCAAUCUCUCUGUAACAUCGCCAUACAAUGCAGAUUUCGACGGUGACGAAAUGAAUCUUCACGUACCUCAAUCGCUUGAGACAAGAGCUGAAAUCAUAGAGAUUAUGAUGGUACCACGUCAGAUCGUUUCACCACAAUCGAAUCGUCCAGUCAUGGGUAUCGUACAGGACACAUUGCUCGGUAGCAUGAAGUUCACCAAGAGAGACACCUUCGUUGAGAGAGAUCUAAUGAUGAACAUUCUCAUGUGGUUGCCAUCGUGGGACGGUAAAAUCCCACCACCCGCCAUCUGGAAGCCAAAGAAGCUCUGGACCGGUAAGCAACUGUUCUCGUUGAUCAUUCCAAACAUCAAUCUUCAGCGUUUCGGUUCGACUCACAGCGACAAAGAAAAGGAGAAAUCAGAGAUGGCUGCAGACACUGUCGUCAUCAUUGACCAGGGAGAACUUCUCACCGGUAUCCUCUGUAAGAGAUCUCUUGGUGCGGCCAACGGAUCGAUUAUUCACGUAGUUAUGAAUGAGCACGGUCACGAUUCGUGUCGUCUCUUCAUCGAUCAGACACAGACAGUGGUCAACCAUUGGUUGAUUAACCACGGUUUCACCGUAGGUAUUGGUGAUACUAUUGCCGAUGCUGCUACCAUGAGCAAGGUAACAAGUGCCAUCGCCAACGCCAAAACACAGGUAAAGGAGCUCAUCAUCAAGGCACAGAGCAACCAGUUUGAAUGUCAGCCCGGUCGUUCUAUGCUAGAGUCUUUCGAGAAGGAAGUCAAUCGUGUGCUCAACACAGCAAGAGACGAUGCCGGUACCAGCGCACAACGUUCCCUCCAGGAAUCCAACAAUGUAAAGGCAAUGGUAAACGCAGGUUCCAAAGGUUCUUUCAUUAAUAUUUCACAGAUGAUGGCCUGUGUAGGUCAACAGAACGUAGAAGGUAAACGUGUCCCAUUCGGUUUCCAAAACAGAACACUUCCACAUUUCACCAAAGACGAUUACGGUCCCGAGAGUCGUGGUUUCGUAGAGAAUUCAUAUCUUCGUGGUUUGACACCACAAGAGUUCUUCUUCCACGCUAUGGGUGGUCGUGAAGGUCUUAUCGAUACUGCCGUAAAGACUUCGGAAACCGGUUAUAUCCAGCGUCGUCUCGUCAAGGCUAUGGAGGACGUCAGUGUCAAGUAUGAUGCCACCGUUAGAAAUUCACUCGGUGAUGUCAUCCAAUUUGCCUACGGUGAGGACGGUCUUGACAGUUGUUUCGUUGAGAAUCAAAUGUUUGAUUCACUCAAGCGUGACAAUCAAGAUUUCAUCAAACUCUACAAGCAUCAGAUCGACCGUUCCGACUAUGGUGACGGUUGGAUCAAUCCACUGAUCAUCGAGGAGAUUCGUAACGAUUCUACCAUUCGUGAGACACUGGACCGUGAGUUCAAGCGUAUCGAAUUCGACAGAAAUCUGCUACGUACUGAAAUUAUUCCAACCGGUGAAGCUUCAUGGCCACUCCCGGUCAACUUGCGUCGUAUGAUCAUCAAUGCUCACAAGCAAUUCGGUAUCGAUCAUCGUACUAUAAGUGAUCUCAAUCCGGCACACGUUGUCAACAGCAUCGAAGGUUUGAUUUCACGUCUAAAGAUUAUUGCACAGAUUGAUGCCAGUGAAGAGGAUACCAUAUACAGUCAAGCGUGGAGCGAGACUCAUCAGAAUGCUACUCUACUCUUUAGUAUCCUGUUGAGAUCGACACUCUCAUCGAAGCGUGUACUCGAAGAGUUUAGACUCAACGAGAAGGCUUUCAACUGGAUGGUCGGUGAAGUCGAGAGCAAGUUCCUCCUCUCUAUCGUAAAUCCAGGUGAGAUGGUAGGUGCACUUGCUGCGCAAUCCAUUGGUGAGCCCGCCACACAGAUGACUUUGAACACUUUCCAUUAUGCUGGUGUGUCUUCAAAGAACGUAACUCUUGGUGUACCACGUCUCAAGGAAAUUAUCAAUAUCGCUAAAACUGUAAAAACUCCAUCACUCACUAUCUACUUGCAACCGGAUGCCGCCAAAGACUCUGAAAAGGCCAAGUCAGUUCAAUGCCAGCUCGAAUACACUACGAUGGCAACGGUUACUGCCGCCACAGAGAUCUACUAUGACCCAGAUCCACAACAGACAUUGGUCAAAGAGGACGAGGAGUUUGUCAGUCGUUACUUACUCUUGCCAGACGACGAUACCAAAGCCGAUGAUGUCUUGUCACCAUGGGUGUUACGUAUCGAGUUGGACCGUGAGAUGGUUACUGACAAGAAACUCUCGCUGUCCGACAUCACCCAGUGUAUCAAGCGUGAUUUCGGUAGACUCAACUGUAUUUUCAGUGAUGAUAACGCAGACAAACUGAUCAUUCGUAUUCGUACCAUCGAGGACAAUGACUCCAAGACCGACGGUAACGAUGAUGACGAUACUUUCCUUCGUCGUAUCGAAGCCAAGAUGCUCAGUGAGAUGGUGCUCUGUGGUAUUCGUGGAAUUAAGAAGGUAUUCAUGCGUCACGAUGACCAAGUCAGAGUCAACGAGAACGGUGCAUACUUUAGCAAGAAGGAAUGGGUACUCGAUACCGACGGUGUCAAUCUCCUCGAGGUAAUGAGUCAUCCAGACGUCGAUCACAGCAGAACCGUGUCCAACGAUAUCAUUGAAAUCAUUCAGGUACUCGGUAUUGAGGCGGUGCGUAAUGCAUUGUUGAAGGAGUUGAGAGCAGUCAUUUCUUUCGACGGUUCCUACGUAAACUAUCGUCAUUUGGCAAUUCUCGCUGACGUUAUGACCUAUCGUGGUCAUUUGAUGGCCAUCUCCAGACACGGUAUCAAUCGUGUAGAGUCUGGACCAUUGAUGCGUUGUUCUUUCGAAGAGACCGUAGAAAUUCUCAUGGAUGCCGCCAUGUUCUCAGAGACUGACGACGUAAAGGGUGUCACUGAAAACAUCAUUCUCGGUCAGCUUCCACCACUUGGAACCGGUAGUUUCGAAGUCUAUUUGAAUCAAGACAUGAUCAAGAAUGCUCACUCGAUUGCCAUGCCAGAGCCAUCGACCAUGAUGUCACACUAUAACGAGCCAGGCAGUCAAACUCCUUCACACGAUGGUGGAAGUACUCCAUAUCAUCAUCCAUUCAGCCCAUUGGAUGCACCAUUCUCACCAUUUAACGAACAAUAUCGUGGAGAUUUCUCACCUUCCUAUUCUCCUGCUAGAGGUUCAUCUUCAGGUGGAUUCUCUUAUUUCCCAGCUUCACCAAACUACAACGCAAACAGUCCAUCGUAUUCACCAACAUCACCGAGCUAUUCACCAACUUCGCCAUCAUACUCUCCAACCUCACCAUCAUACUCGCCAACAUCUCCAAGUUAUUCACCGACUUCCCCAUCAUACUCACCAACCUCACCGAGCUACUCGCCAACCUCGCCAUAUUAUUCGCCAACUUCGCCAAGUUACUCACCGACCUCACCAAGUUAUUCACCAACCUCACCGUCAUACUCGCCAACUUCGCCAAGCUACUCACCAACAUCACCAAGCUAUUCACCAACCUCGCCAAGCUAUUCACCGACCUCACCAAGUUACUCACCAACAUCGCCAAGUUAUUCGCCAACCUCACCAUCAUACUCUCCAACCUCACCAAGUUAUUCACCAACAUCACCAAGCUAUUCACCAACCUCCCCAUCAUACUCCCCAACAUCUCCAUCGUACAGUCCUACCUCUCCAUCAUAUUCACCAACAUCCCCAUCCUAUGCUCCAUACAAGAAGAAAGAAUUAUUAUCAUCUGUAUAUGAAUGCUUAGAACAUCUAAAUUUUAGUAAUAUAACAAAAUUAAUAAAACAAAAACAAGUAACAGAUUCAGUUAUACCAUGGAAUAAAUUCCUAUUACAGAUUCAAAAUCUCUCGAAUUGUGAGAGCAUGUAUUAUAAGCAUUCAUAUCUUUCGAAAACCAAUAAUAUACAGGAUCAAUAUAUACAGAUAUCAAAUGAUUUAAAGAGUCUAUUGAAACCAAUUGUUUCAACAGGUACACAGCAACAACAGCAGCUACAGAAACAGAAACAAGAUGAUGACCCUGAAUAUUCUUUCUUCACUUCAUUACUCCUACAAACAUGUAUUAUAGUACAAGUUAGAAUAGAUAUGAUUGGUGUAUAUACAUCUUUAGUACUAUCAAUAAGUCAAACGGAUUCAAACUUGGAUAUGUUGGUAAAUUCAUUAGAUAUGAUACCUACAAUUUAUCGUGAUAAAAUAACACAUCCUUUAUUACUAGGAAUGAAAGCAAAUACAAAUUAUGAAAUAUCAAUCUUAAAGAAUUUAUUAAAAGUUAGUUUAUUGUUAUCAAAGCAUGUAUUCAAAGAUUCGAUAUUGCUAUUGUUUCAAUCGAGAGUAGAUCUCGAUAGUUGGAGAGACUUUGAUCAUAAUCAAAGUAGAACGUUCGAACAGAAAUCAGGUUCAUCCGGUUGGCAAUCGAAUUCUAUUCAUCAGUGGCUCUCAUUGUUUUACAAUGCACUCUUAUCACGUUCUACUCUGUACUUUCACUUCCCGCUAAAGACAGUCGAGGAGGAAACAGGUGGAUCGAUGCUAACAUUCCGUGAGGCAACAAUGAAGAACAAUCCUGACUAUGGCACACUGAUAGAGUCGUUCUGUCAGAAAUCAAACGCCUACUUCUUUGGUAUCUUCUACGAGUGCAAAGGAAAUCCAUACUCAAAGAUUGGCUAUUGUUUCAACAACGAAGAGAAUAUACCGACUGGUUUAAGUUCAUUUCCACCUAUAUUUUAUAUUCCAAGUGAUAAAGCACCAACACAACAUUUACCAAAUAUCAUCAGUAUUUUAUUGGAGAAUUCAUCUGCCAUUGAGAAAUCAGGUGAAAUAUUCUAUUAUUUAGAUAAACAGAAAUCAGAUAUGCUACAGACAACUUCAUAUCAACAUCCACAGAGACAUCAACUUGAAUCAUUAAAUGACUACACUUAUUUCAUGGUUAGAAUAGAUACUCAACUAUUUAUCACUGUCAUAUAUAAAGAAAUUAAAAAGCAAAAGGAUAUAUUGAUAACGGAAUUCCUAAAAUCAAUCGUAUCUAAUCUACGGAAUUCAACUCACACUUAA